Messenger RNA from Syngnathus acus (greater pipefish), 2429 nucleotides. It is a transcript of the gene fzd8a, whose product is annotated as frizzled class receptor 8a. Gene Ontology annotation, biological process: canonical Wnt signaling pathway; non-canonical Wnt signaling pathway. Gene Ontology annotation, molecular function: Wnt-protein binding; Wnt receptor activity. NCBI's taxonomy places the organism in Eukaryota, Metazoa, Chordata, Actinopteri, Syngnathiformes, Syngnathidae. The transcript has a single exon. The coding region runs from base 409 to 2160 and encodes 583 amino acids. The record is from RefSeq and is a predicted model, not a curated record. Gene Ontology annotation, cellular component: plasma membrane.
CUGCAAGCCACUGAUUUACAUGAGAACCAAUAAUAAAGGAGUAACAAACGCGCUGAAUGUGUUUCCGCACAAGACGAAGACGCACGUUUUUUCUGACAGCAGAGGAUUUCUGUGUCUUUUUUUUUUUUUAAAAACGGACUGGAGAAAGCAUUGACAGAAGACGGUGGAUUCUCCUCUUCUCUCAGCCAUCUUGACUGCUUCUGCUCGCCGCACUGAAGGCUGCUACAUUCAAAGUAAACAUAGCCGUGCACGCCACUCGCAACUCCAUGCAAGCUCCACGGAGACGCGAGAUGGGCUCGCUGCGUGAAAUCUGACCGGACUGAAAGCCGGGCGGGGGGGUGGGGUGGAGGAUUUACGGCAGUAUUUGGAUCAGGAAAAAGGAGACAAGACGCACCACUGCUUGGAGAGAUGGAGCCCGACCUGUUUGGGAUUUACCUGCUCCUCUCUCUCGCCCUCCUGCCUAGAUCCAGCUGCACCACCGCUAAGGAAAUCACAUGUCAAGAAAUAGCCGUGCCGCUGUGUAAAGGUAUCGGCUACAAUUACACCUACAUGCCCAACCAAUUCAACCACGACACGCAAGAUGAAGCAGGACUGGAAGUCCACCAAUUCUGGCCUCUGGUGGAGAUCCAAUGCUCGCCCGAUCUCAAGUUCUUUUUGUGCAGCAUGUACACGCCGAUUUGUCUGGAGGACUACAAGAAGCCGCUGCCUCCGUGCAGGAGCGUGUGUGAAAGAGCUCGGGCUGGCUGCGCGCCCCUCAUGAGGCAGUAUGGCUUUCCAUGGCCGGACCGGAUGAAAUGUGACCUGCUCCCGGUGCUCGGCAACCCAGACACGCUUUGCAUGGACUAUAACAGAACAGACUCGACCACCGUGUCGCCCGUCCUCCCGAAGCCCACUAACCAUCCCGCCAAGGGUUUCAACCCACCUAAGAUGAAGCCAGGUAGACCCAGUCCGCCUCGGAAGUACAAGCCGGCUGCGGGUGCCUGCGAUCCGGGUUGCAAGUGCUUGGAGCCGAUGGUUCCGGUCAACACGGAACGCCAUCCGUUAUACAACCGCGUGAAAACUGGCCAGAUUACCAACUGCGCCGUGCCUUGCCACAGUCCCUAUUUCACCCACGACGAGAGGGCUUUUACAGCUUUCUGGAUCGGACUUUGGUCCGUGCUGUGUUUUGUGUCAACUUUUGCCACGGUUGCCACCUUCCUCAUAGACAUGGAGCGCUUCAAGUAUCCAGAGAGGCCCAUCAUCUUCCUCUCCGCCUGCUACAUGUUCGUGUCCAUCGGCUACAUCGUCAGACUCAUCGCCGGGCACGAGAAAGUUGCCUGCAGCAGGGACUUGGACGUGGAGCACAUCCACUAUGAGACUACGGGACCGGCACUGUGCACGGUGGUCUUCCUUCUUAUUUACUUCUUUGGCAUGGCCAGCUCCAUCUGGUGGGUCAUCUUGUCUCUCACUUGGUUCCUGGCAGCAGGGAUGAAGUGGGGCAACGAAGCCAUCGCCAGUUAUUCCCAGUACUUCCAUUUGGCGGCGUGGCUCAUCCCCAGCAUGAAAUCCAUAGCGGUUCUGGCUCUGAGUUCUGUGGACGGGGACUCGGUGGCCGGGAUCUGCUACGUGGGGAACCAGAACCUGGACAACCUGCGUGGCUUUGUCCUAGCUCCUCUGGUGAUUUAUUUAUUCAUAGGCACCAUGUUCCUUUUGGCCGGAUUUGUGUCUCUGUUCAGGAUCCGCAACGUCAUCAAGCAAGGCGGCACCAAGACUGAUAAACUGGAAAGGCUCAUGAUUCGAAUCGGGGUCUUCACGGUGCUCUACACGGUUCCGGCCACUAUCAUAGUGGCGUGUUAUUUCUACGAGCAGCACAAUCGGCAGAACUGGGAAAUAACCCACAACUGCUCCAACUGUUUACACGAGAGGGACCGAAGGAGGCCGGACUAUGCCGUCUUUAUGCUCAAGUACUUCAUGUGCCUUCUAGUGGGCAUCACAUCCGGAGUGUGGAUCUGGUCCGGCAAAACUUUAGACUCUUGGAGGACUUUCUGCACCAGGUGCUGUUGGGGCAGCAAAGCCACGAGCGGCUCCAUGUACAGCGACGUGAGCACGGGACUGACGUGGAGGUCAGGCACGGCCAGCUCUGUGUCUUGCCCAAAGCAGAUGCCAUUGUCGCAGGUUUGAAUACAAGAAAAACAAAAAGCAGCUUAUGUGGACUGCUAAUUGUUUGGGAGAUAACCCAUCACACCCUGUCUUAAGACAUUUGCAUUGUAAUGAACUGCUGCUGAGGUGCUGCCCUCCUUUCUCCUCAAACUGUGGGGAGAACUUUGAAACAAUGUCCAGGCAUUCACACAGGUUUAAUUCCUCCCUGUUUAUAUGGAUUAGAGGCUCAUCUCCUAUUUUUGGGGGGCAUUACUUGUUGUAGCCAGUAACAAACUUCAUACAAAGCUUUU